GUCCACGUCCCCACCGCGGAACCGGCGGCGCAGCGGGAGCGGCGCCUGGACUCGCAGAUAGCUGGGCGGCAGGCCCCCAGCAGCACCAAGGCGCCCCAGUCGGCAGGGGUGGCGGCGCCCUCGCCGGAGCUGGCAGCCCUGCGGGAGGCCAACCUCGACGCCCUCCUGGCCGGCGAGCCCGCGAGCCCGCGCCCGGCGCAGAGCGGCGACGAGGCCUCAGCGGCGGCUGCGCGGGCGCGGGAGGCGGCGUCGCCCACGCGCCCGGUGGCCUCCACGCACGCGGUCUUCCUGAGGGCGGUGGGCAUGCUGGGCGCGGCGGCAG
Molecule: messenger RNA, 322 nt
Organism: Prorocentrum cordatum
Lineage: Eukaryota; Dinophyceae; Prorocentrales; Prorocentraceae
Source: the annotation of a GenBank genome assembly